Molecule: messenger RNA, 2325 nt
Organism: Penicillium nucicola
Lineage: Eukaryota; Fungi; Ascomycota; Eurotiomycetes; Eurotiales; Aspergillaceae
Product: RING finger protein
Exons: 6
Coding region: 1-2325 (774 amino acids)
Source: RefSeq, a predicted model, not a curated record
AUGGCGGCUGAUGCGCCCGGCUUGAUGGACAUUGCCAGUACCCUGGCCCAGGAUGAAAUUCCCUUCAAGUUGCGCUGUGCGAUCUGCAACAAGCUUGCUGUCAAUGCUUUUCGCCUGCCAUGCUGCGACCAGUCAAUCUGUGAAUCAUGCCAAACCUCUCUCUCCGAUACGUGUCCCGUCUGCGCGCAUACCCCAGUCUCUCCGGAUCUCUGCAAACCAAAUAAAGCUCUGCGCACAACUCUGAAGGCUUUUCUAAGGACCGAGGAGAAGAAACGCGAGAAGGACCGCCAAGCUACGGCAACAUCGAAUCCAGCCACCCCUGCAGAUACCAUAUCCGCCCAAGAAGCAGGACCAAGCCAAAAUGGCGAUGAUACCGCAGAAGUCGAAAAUGUUGAUGCGCCUGUUGCUACGGAACUUCAAUCCGAGCAACCCGAAGCAGAGGCUUCCGCAGAGCCAAGUGGAGAGAACGCUCCAGGCACAAAUCUUGAGGAAGCUGUUGAGCAGUCGGCCCAGCCCGAGGUAGCCGAUGAACCGACAAACAAUGGCAUUGAUCAAGGCGUUGAACUUAACGAAGAGACUGCCAACGAAGACCCAGUUCCACAGGAUCCGGCUGCCCCUCAGGAUGCUGCUGGAAUCAAUUCCGCUGCGAUGACCACGAAUAUGGGAGGCUUCCAAAUGGGCUGGAAUGGGAAUGGCAUGAAUCCUUACAUGGCUAGCAUGUUCAAUUUCCCUAACACCAUGGGAAUGUCCAUAGGGAUGGACCCGAUGGCAAAUCAGGGGAUAUUUGGUGACUACGGAAUGAACAUGAAUGGCAUGGGCAUGAACACGGGGAACUUCAACGGGGGCAUGUGUGGAUCCUUAGGAUGGGACGCCCAGAACAACAUGUGGCAAGGCCAAGAUAAUAUCAAUCCAAACGCAUUCGCUAAUGGCACGGGCCCUUCCUAUGGAGGAGCAUAUGGCUCUAAUAUCUAUCCGGAUCAGUCUGGUUACUAUGGGUCAGGUUAUGGCCGCGGUGCAUUCCGAGGCCGUGGCCGUGACCAUGGUCGUGGUUUUGGGCCGAUGCAAGGUCAUUAUGUUGAUUCAGGAUACUCACAAAGCCCAAUCAAUGUACAGGGUAACCAAAACCAAAGUAUCACUAAAAACACAGGACAAGUUGAGGGAUCCAACGCCCAGGGUCCCGACGGAGUGCCAAAUAGCAGCAUGGGAAACGUGGGAUAUCGACAUGGACGAACCGAAGGACCAGGCGUGGAGGGCGCACCAGCUGCGCCGCGUGCUAUGCGACAGGGACUACCCAACACGAGUGUCUUGCGCCUCUCUGGCCGAGUUUCUGAUGACACGCACCAAACACCUUUGCAUGCCUCCAGUGAGACGCAAUCUCGGUCGCCGGGGGGUCAAGUUUCGCGUGCCCCUUCGCCAUCUACGCAUGAUGAUCGAGAGACUCAACAGGAGACAGAGUUGAAGCGCAUAGACCGGGUUGACGAAUUGCAAUCCAAUGCCCGACGCACUCGCUCUCCUUCUCGUGCAUCUUCCCGUCGGUCCUCACGCCACCGUCAGCGUGGAGUUGAGCGUGAGAAGGAGCGGAAUGGUAGCCAUCGUUCUCACCGCUCACGCCGACACCGUAGCCGUCAUAGUCGCAGUUGCAGUCGGAGUCGCAGUCGCGCCUCAAGCCGCAAUGGAGAAGCCCGCUCAACCCGUUUACAUCGGACUGCAGUACAGAUAGAAACCACCGACCGCACGAAAGCCCCGUCUGAAGCCCCAGAGCAACUUGAUCUUGCUAGCCGAAUCAAUAACACCUACCGCCCUGACAAGGACAGAGGAAGCCGACGUGAAAACGAUCGCACCCGGCCCGAUCGAGACACUCGCCGACGGGAUCGUGAUCGGGAUCGUGAUCGUGAAAGAGACCGCCGUCCUAGGGAGCGUGAUACCCAGCGGGAUAGUCGCACAGAGGGCACUCGCGAUAAAGAUCGGACUUCAGAGCGUGAACGUAACCGAGACCAUCCCAGGGACCGAGACUGGGGCCGGGAUCGCAAGCGCUCUCGCCGUGAGCGAUCUCCGUCUACACAUGGAAAUGACCACCAAGUCCGACGUGUGAAGCUUGAAGACGAAGACCGGAACCGGAACCACACGAACAGACCGGUUGAAAGAGAGGCGGAGAAGGACCCUUACACGCUAGAACGUGAAAAGCGAAACAAGGAGCGCCUCGAGCGCGAACAGCAGCAUCGCAGCAAGGCCAAGUCUGAUCGUCGCCGAGAUAGCCGACAGGAUCGUCAGGACCGUGUGGUGGCAGGCCGCCGCAUCAAUUACAGAUAUGAGGAUGAGCUUUAG